AUGGACGACACCUCCGACCUGUCGAAAGGAUUUCUCCAACACAUCGAGAGUCUCGGCGGAAUUCGAAUUCUGAGUUCACGAGAAGAUUCUCACGACGACGUCAAGGAGCUGAUGAGCUGCUCUUCGUUUUCUGAUUGCGACUCAAGUGGCGACGAGGAUUCACUCAAGGAGCGCCGACGAACUUUCAAGACUCGACAAAAAUCCGCCGUUCAUCUUGCCCAUCAAGUCAGUGAGGCCCACCAAAGAGUAGCUGCUAAUAUGCGGGAAAGACGGAGGAUGCAGUCCAUCAAUGACGCCUUCGAGGGCCUGCGCGGGCACAUUCCGACUCUUCCGUACGAGAAAAAGCUAUCCAAGGUGGACACUCUCCGACUUGCUAUCGGCUACAUUUCAUUCCUAACGGAACUCCUCACCACGGGCCGUAAUCCAUCGGAAACAAGAGCCCAUCAGCAGCGAGCUCUGAGCCAGAAAAAAAUCGUGGUGAAGAGCAAAAAGUGUAAGUCCGGGGAACCGGGCGUCGUUCUGUAUCAUUCGCUUUCGUGGCACUCGACCAAGCGUCGAUUCGCUCCGAACGCAAACAAUGUCGUAUUCGCCAAGACGUGGCGGCCAGCUAAAUACUCAGGACCAUGCGAAGAGAGAUCCCGCUCGAACCAACAUGAACCGUAG
This is a messenger RNA of Galendromus occidentalis (western predatory mite), 663 nucleotides long. Its product is annotated as pancreas transcription factor 1 subunit alpha. Gene Ontology annotation, molecular function: RNA polymerase II transcription regulatory region sequence-specific DNA binding; DNA-binding transcription factor activity, RNA polymerase II-specific; protein dimerization activity. The transcript has 4 exons. The record is from RefSeq and is a predicted model, not a curated record. NCBI's taxonomy places the organism in Eukaryota, Metazoa, Arthropoda, Arachnida, Mesostigmata, Phytoseiidae. Gene Ontology annotation, biological process: regulation of transcription by RNA polymerase II; developmental process. Bases 1 to 663 code for a protein of 220 amino acids.